AGGUCGAGCUCAUUGGUUCAAGAUAAAAGCUUCUAGCGAGCAAGAAGGGAACUAACAGCUACUCCUCGGUUUUAAUUCCCGGCAGUCGUUCUUAGUACAACAUACGGUGAGGUUAAGCGCGUGCAUUGUGAACUAAAUUGUCGCUUGAAAUAGUAUCGCAUAAGAACGAGGAGAAAAAGUGGACUAAUUCGAUUGUUGCGAUGGAAAUCGAGCUCUGUGAGCUCGCCAUAUUUAAUGUAAUUCAUUUGUUGUCGUGGGAACAAUUAAUAGUGACAUCGCGAGAGUUGGAUUGCUGUGUUGAAUGGUAACCAUACUUUGAAAUACUUCACUGGCCUCAAGACUCAACUCAGACUUACAGAAAAUCAUGUCCAGCUUCGAUCCAGAGAUGCCAGCGAUGUCUGCUGAGGUGCAGGAAGAGCUGCUACCUAUGCAGGGACCGCCCCUCGGCUUCCAGAACCUACGUCUGCGGCGUCAGAGUAUUCGAGUGACGCGGCACAAGAAGGGCUUAAAGGGCCCUCUGCGGGCCUUACGGCUAUGUAUCCUCAGUGUGCUGUUACCGGGGCUCCUGGUCGCUGUGCCCCUCUACAUGCGCUUCCACGUCUAUGGGGAACAGCUCUACCCUGUAGGCAUGUCUGACAUGCGAGUCCUGGACAACAGGAUGUCUACCACGUGGUGCCAGCGACAGCUUGUCCGAGCGAACACCACUUUCAAUGCAUUCCUCAUGCCAGAGCAGCCGGGACUGGAACCCGAACCUAUGAGAGUGUCGAUGACGCGACACCUGGAGCUCGACGACGACAUGAAGGAGUACUGGGCCUUCUACUUGCUGCAAGGGUCAUCCGUUACGGUCUCCACGUGUGUCAGGUGGCCCGGCGCAUCCCUCAUCGUCAUCCGGGGCCAUAAACACUUGCAUCAGUGCGCAUACAUCGGGGACGAUUCGUCAGAGGAACUUGAGGAGAUGGAAGGGAAUUUGGAGGAGUGGCCAAUGACAUCGGUACAUGACCCCAACCGAACAAAAAUUACAACAGAUAUUCACUCGUCUACAAACGGCGAAAACAGUAACGAGAUGAACGAGCCGGCAAAAAUGAGAAGAGUUCGACCUGGAGUCAUGUUUCACGCGAGCAAGGGCCCUAUUAAUUCCCACGAAAAGUUGGAACAUGGAGAUGAUGGUGACUCUGAUGAUAUAGAUAACAUUGUAAUACAGUUAAUUCGAAACGUGGCCUGGGCAAAAAGCAGGAUUAAAGCAAAGAAUGCUGUUAAUAAUUCGCCUUCUAAAUCAUAUUCAAGAGAAUAUAAGGUGUCGACUGAAUCGCCUAGAAGUGAUGUUUCAAGUAAGAGUGACGAGCACAGUUCUGCAUUGACGUCUAGUGAAGUAUUUGAGGAUGUUCUCAGAAGACUCCAACGACUAGGAGACCGUGGCAGAAGUGUUCUAAGGCGACUGAACUCUCAGAUGGGUAAUAUUCUUCCCAGCAAAGACGACGUAAAUGGUUACGAAAGUUUUAACACUUUGAGAAACUUAAUUCGUGACAUUAUACUGGAGCAGGACUUUGGAAAUCAUAACGGGAGUGAAGGUAUGCUGGACAGAAGUCGCAGGGGAAUCACACUGGCACCUCCGAGUCUGCAGGAAUCUCUCAACAUGCACGCUGAGGACGAGGAUGCAGCCAAUGAGGAGGGAUUUCAGCCCGACGGGAUUGCAGACCACCACCAGAUGGUGAAUGAGACGACUCUUAACGACCGAUCCAAGAGUGAAUUCUGGUCUUCGUUCUCCAGCAGUGAGGAGAGGCUGCUGUCGUGCGCGGGGCUAAUCCUCAAUCUGCCCCUAAGCCCGCACAGCAAGUGUAGCAAACAUCGGUCACAUCACGAGCACACUGUUGCGGCCCAUGAGAACACCAUCACUUACAAGAUUCCAAGGAACGGGUACUACUUCUUCGUAUUCAGCAGUGAGAACGAAGUGCAAACAAACUACAUUCGAGUUCAUUUUGACCUUGAGAAGAGGAUGUACAAUGUGUCCAACUCGAUGGCGGCCUGCAGGAACUCCACCGAGUCGUGCUCACUGCCCCUCCACUUCUUCUCCAGUGAGAAAGUGGUCCUGGAGCUACCAGUCCGCCCGAACGAGUCCCUCUGGAAUGAGGAGUUCAUUGCAGUGUCCACAUGUGAGCCGCGGACUGCCCUCUACCUGGGCUGUGUCAUCGCUGUUCCUCUGUUUAUCCUUAUGUUUGCCUUUCAGUAAAGCCACAUUUCUAGUUGCUUUCAUUUAUUGAGAGCGCAGAAAUGACUUAUACUGCCCUUUUAUUUUUGGUGACCGCUGGCCUGUGGGAAGAAGGAGUUAAUAUCAUAAGAGGUACUGAUGUACCGUGCACAAAUUUUCUGUUGCGUCACUAACAUUUUGACUGGCGUCUUUCUCUCCUGUCUGGUUGUUCACAUAGUUCUCCAAGGAAUAUGUGGUAACACUAAAUACCAGUGUUAUUGUUCCCUGAAAUAUUACCACGAUAAACUUUCCUCAUUUGACCACUCUCGCACUCAACCAUCAGAAGACUGACAUACAAAUACACCCAAAAUCCAAAUUGUACUUGACCAACUUUACUACGCAGAAAAAUUCAGCAGCCUCCAUAAAUUAAUAGUACUGUGCCGUGGGUGCGUGAUUUCCGCCCCCCUCCUCUUCUUGUUUUCGCCCAAAGAACGUUUCUGCUUACGUGUUUCAUGAAUGUUGACUCCUGCAAGCGGAAGAUAUAUUCUGCCUUAAAUUCUGUAAUAUUUAUGUAACCAGUUGUUGUUGUAAUCGUUAUCGAGGACAUUAUCAUAGUGAUUGUUCAUGCGUUUGCAAUGUAAAAUUAUCGAACUGUGCGAACAUGCAUGUCCUUUAGUUUUUGUCAUGUGUGGUAAAAAAGAAGAGAGGACUGACCUCCCGUCUCUACAGUUAGACUAGGUUAUUGUUUCUCUGCAAAUGUAAAUAAGUCACUACAGGUCUAUGUUCAGUUCUGUAGAAAUAUCUUGUUCUUGCCAAUUUACUUGCAGGGAACAUAGCGAGAUGUAGUGUCCGAUUCACUUGUUAACUUCACUUUACUUUAUUUUUCUUACUUCCUGUGGGAAACAUUUGCAUGCCUUCAGUUGAAAUUGGCACAGACGUUUAAAACGAUUAAACGUUAAAUAGAACUGUUUAUAAGCCUAUAGUGUGUUCAAGUGGCAUACAGUGUUUUUUUAAUAUGUGACUAUGUUGAAGACAGCCUCACUCGCCCCACUGUUUAACAUCACAUUUUGAAUAUUAAUAUAGCAGUGGGUCGCAUGAUUAAUAGCAGUAUAUAAGGGCCUAUUUACUGGGACAAAUUGAUGAGUGGUUUCUUUCAUUCAUUGCAUUUCAAAGCCCAACAGCAUACUACUGUUGAAGUAUCGAUAAAUUAUUGUUUUUAUCAUUGACAGACAGGUAGUCCAGGGAGACCUAGGUCGGUAUAGAUGGGAGGCUAAUAUUAAAAUGGACCGUAGAGCAUGAUCGUAACAAUAUUUUUGAGGAUGAAGAUGGCUGUCUUGAGGGUUGCUGCGCCGUGUAGUCUUGUUGAAGUUUACCGAUGUUUCAGAGGUACUCACUGCCACCAUCAUCGGGAACCAGAAUACACAAUCUAGAAGACAGCCAUCAUCACAAUUGCUGCCGUGAGAACCAGAUAUCUUACUCAGUAUUAUCGAAGUCUGAAGAUUUCUGAUGACGAUGCGUUAUAACAUGUAAAAUUGUUCUUUUGGGCUUUGUCCAACUUCUAAAUCAUAAAAUUGUAAAACUGCAAUGUUUCUGACGUUGGAUUCUGCUUCCGAAACAUUCUAGUUUUAUAAUUUAUAUUGUAUGAGAUGGACGAAAGUCAAAAACAAGAAUUUUACAUAUCAUAACAAUAUUAUAUCUAGACUAUUGCCAUUUUUAAAUGCCUUUGAUAGUCGAAUAAUUAAGUCUGUAUACUUAAUGUCUAAAAGUAAAGUUCCCUCUCUAAGAACCACCCCAUAUGAGCAUAUUUUCUCUUCGCAUUCUUUACCUCUACGCAUGAAGGAUGCAAGUGGUUAACGUCGCUCUAUAUCACUGAAUAUAGGGGCUCUGGUAUCCAUUACGUUGGAAGCUGAGCGGGCCUCAAACCUGUCUGGACGUGGUGACAUAUUUCCGUUUCUGCCAGGAUUUUUAUCCCUAUUAUUCGUUCUAUAAUCGGCCAGUUCAGUGGUUGGGUUACCUAGAGCACAUAGUUGGAAAAUAGUAUCUGGAAAUAUUAUUGAAGAGUAAAAACAAUACCAUAUUUCUGAGGCCGUUAAUACGUUCUUCAAAAUAGGUUGUUUCUAAAUCCGGUUUUCUUCUGGUCAUACGCCGUAUGAGGAGGUCUGAAUUGUGAAAUACUAAGCUGAAUCAGCACACACAAAAAUACUACAAAUUACUGGAACGAGAAUAACAGUUUCUUAUCACCGAGAAAAUUAAUGUCCUUUAUGUCUUGAAGUUAGUCCUCUAGUAUUCUUUGACGACUGUGAAACGUCUACUUACGUAGGCGACGUUUAUUAUGUUAAUGGCUGCCUCUAGAUGGAAAUUGAAACAGUUUAUUUGCUGCAAAACAGAUUUAUAUCUUUACGAAAUUCUGUGAUUAUGACACUUUUAUUUUGAAACAUUUGAAUUGGUUUUGGGCCAGUUCCAAUGUAUUUUCAAAAACUGAAAUCAAAUAAAGUCUAAGGAUAGAAAUUGGUUUCAUGCUUAACUACUUGUUUCUUCACAUAAGUUACUACUUACUGUGUUGUCCAGACGAGUAUUUUUAAAGAUUACGAACUGGAAUAACAAUUCCAAAUGGUUACAAUAACAACUGGAUAUUCCGUACUUACUUCAUUAAGGCUCUAAUAUGAAGAAGUUACUCUUCAAAACUUGUGUUCUUAAUAAUAUUCUUCGCAGUUUUCUUGUGUGUCUAAAUGUUUAAUUUUUGUUCUUGAAAAAAUGGUGGGAUUUGAUACGUUUUUAAUAUUGUUGCAAUAGUAUAGUUUGAAAAUAAUAUAUAAUUUGUGUCUCUUUAUACGGACAUUUACAGGCACAUAAGAAUCUCAUGGCUCUAUUAAGUAACAAAUAAUCAGAAUCAAUAAUUGCAUGCUUAUUGUACUUUUGAGAGAUCGCCAAAAGCAAUUUCAGAAAGAAAAAUUAAUGAAUUAUUUUAAACAGAGUGUCAUGUUAAGAAAAACGUUUAAUAUUCAGAGCAAAUUGACGAUUCCUGUUAUGUUGAAACACGCUUACAUGAGGUUUUAGUGUAUUGGACCUAAAUUUUCUGAUUCACUCUCUGGAAAAAGAGUGCCAAAUGUGGUACCAAUAUCUGCCUCUCACCGGUGAAGUACAAAUGAACUUAUUAGUUUGCAUAUCUAAUUUCUAAUAGUACAUAGAGACAUGUUUACCAUUAGUAUAAAAAUUAUCGCCUUUUGUGAUAUUGCAAUUGAAGACAUAUCACAAGCACCUAUACUUGUAAUUAAUAUUAAUCGCGAGGGCAUAUGAUAUAAAUCAAUUUGUGAUAGGCCUACAUAUCCAUCUUUCAAGAAACGGUCCCUCAAUUUCUAAAGGAGACUGGCCCCAAGUUACAAUUUGCGGACUUGGAUCUGUCAUUAGUUGAAUAACUACUAUAUUUAGAUACACAGAUUUGUUCUGUAUUACUCUACAUUCAGUUUUCUCCACGUGCUAAGCGCAUGUCUUGGCUUAAUUCCAAAAUGUAACAUGUGUGCAGGACAAAGCGUAGAAAAUAUUUCCACAUUUCCCUUUCUAGCAUAGCGAAUUCUGUCUCUGCCGCAUUACAAUCCAUAAUAUGCUACCCAUGGUGACUGGAAGUGUUUUUAGUCAAUUCCGUCAGCUAAGAAAGAUACUUCAACACUCCACUGUACGAUUUAAAUUAAACGGCGGAUGCCACACCGAGAGAGAAAACUUCAGUGUUCAUAGUGACGGUGUUGUCUGAAAACACAACAGUAGGCCCACAUUUUUGUGAUGUGAUAUCACUGUCACAUAGUGUAAAUUUAACCCCUAAAAGUUACAACUUGACAUAUUACAAAAAUUGCCGGUAUUAUUCCAACAAAGUUCAGUGGUUAUCUGGCCUGUGAGAUCGCUGACGUCUGUACUUAAUAAACUGAAUGGUAGGGUAGAAUGAAUAUUUUCGUUUCCCGCCACAUAGCCAUUUACCUAGGUUGGGAUACAUUUCGAGUGGUAUUAAACCUUGUAUAUCUUGUCCUUCGCGUCUCUAAACUGCAACAUGCCAACUACAAAGGUGUUAAUAUUAUCUACGCUUUCUUAAAUUUUACCAUUACAUAUAUACAUGGUACUUUUUUAUUUAGGAUCACUGGAAUACAAACAUAUGUACAAAAAUGAAUGUUGUAUUUCUUUGACAUUUGUAUCUAGAACAGCGUAGAGGCUUUAUAAUACAAAGUGAAGCAUCAAACUUUUCUGUUGUGAAUCUUAUGCUAAGAUACACGCGAUCCUAUCCAAGAUUUUUAUGGUAAUUACUUUCAAAGAAUGAUCAUUCAUAGAAUUGUCUGCUGUUAUUAGCCCUUCCCAUGUUACGCACGAGAUAUUUCUCUCAGAAGCACAGUCCGUCUGUCGUCUAGUUUAUUUUUUGUGUCAGAUCAGCGAAAGAAAUUUGCCCUAUCAUGUUAAUUAUUUCACUAAUUGUUAUGUGGCCGUUCAAAGAUAGAAUUUAAACUGUGUUAUAUAGGUUUAACUUACUUAUAAAGAAGGUUUAUUCUUCAAAUAUAGCAUGGAAAGGGUUAAGAUGAGAAGUAUGUAUGUAAAGCUUAAAAUACAUGUCUAUGGGAGCCAUAAAAAUCCUGCUAUUAUUACCUGUCACAUUAGUAAUGAAUUUGAGACAAGGAGAUUAAGAUUUGUAACCAAUGGUAAUACGGGUAUGUACUGAAAUUACCUAGUCUCAAUAUAUUUUUAUACAUUAAUAUAUGCUUAAUUGUUACUUUCAUAGAGAAUCUGAUAGCUGUUAUGAAGUAUUCUCUUUCGGUAAGGAGAUGUCUGUUUCAAUAAAACUUGUAAUAAAAUAUGAUUCAUUUGAUGGCAUAUUCGCA
Molecule: messenger RNA, 7041 nt
Organism: Zootermopsis nevadensis
Lineage: Eukaryota; Metazoa; Arthropoda; Insecta; Blattodea; Termopsidae
Source: RefSeq, a predicted model, not a curated record